Molecule: messenger RNA, 3545 nt
Organism: Cololabis saira (Pacific saury)
Lineage: Eukaryota; Metazoa; Chordata; Actinopteri; Beloniformes; Belonidae
Gene: ptar1
Product: protein prenyltransferase alpha subunit repeat containing 1
Exons: 7
Coding region: 44-1408 (454 amino acids)
Biological process (GO): protein prenylation
Cellular component (GO): cytoplasm
Molecular function (GO): protein prenyltransferase activity
Source: RefSeq, a predicted model, not a curated record
GGCUGCUGCCGAGCAGACGGAGAGGAAGACGCAGACGGGUCCUAUGAUGGCGCAGUCGGAGGAGGAGGUGGAGGUGUUAGUGCAGAGAGUCCUCAAAGACCUCAGCAGCGCCUUCAAGAGGAACCCCAACAUUGAUGAGAUUGGCAUGAUCCCGUGUCCAGAGGCCCGCUGCAAUCGCAGUCCCAUCGUGCUGGUGGAGAACAAGCUGGGUGUUGAGAGCUGGUGUGUCAAGUUCCUGCUGCCAUAUGUGCAUAACAAGCUGCUGCUUUAUCGCCAGAGGAAACACUGGCUGGACAGGGAAGCUUUAGUGGAUAUCACCUGCACUCUGUUACUGCUCAACCCAGACUUCACCACGGCCUGGAAUGUCAGGAAAGAGUUGCUGCAGUGUGGCGCUCUUAACCCAGAGAGGGACCUUUACCUUGGCAAGCUGGCCCUCACCAAGUUCCCCAAGAGCCCUGAGACAUGGAUACACAGACGCUGGGUUCUGAAACACAUCCUGCAUCAGCUCCCGUCUGUGUGUCACAACAAGAACCAGCAGGAGUGUGACAGAGAGACCAGCCAGCGUUUGAGUGACCGUUUGGAGCAGACGCUCCAGCAGGAGAUGAAGGUUUGCUCCGACGCUGCCUCCCACUACCCCAGCAAUUACAACGCCUGGUCCCACCGCAUCUGGGUGCUGCAGCACAUGGCCAAGGGAAACAUCAAGGUUUUCCACGAUGAGCUGUCGUCUAUGCACCUGUGGGUGUCCAUGCACGUGUCCGACCACAGCGGCUUCCACUACCGCCAGUUCCUGCUCCGGGAGCUGAUCACGGAACUGGACAGAGCGGGGACCGGCAGCUCGGGUCCGUUCUGGCAGUGGAACAGCACAACGCACCGGAGCUGUACGCAGAUAAACGGGGAGCUGCUGGGAGCCGAGGCCGCUGCUGAAGAGAAGCAGCUCAGCCACAAUGAAAUCCUGCAGCUGUUCAGCCAGGAGAUGAAGCUGUGCUCGGACCUGAUCCAGGCCUUCCCUGGACACGAGACCCUCUGGAGUCACAGGCGGCACGUCUUCUUCCUGUGGCACAAGUGGAAGGGGCUGUGCUGCAGCAGGAGUGGCGGCGGUGAGCACAGCCCCCCCCGGGAGAAGGACCCCGGCACGGCGGAGGGCAGUCCCUGCACGGAUCUCACGCAGCAGCAUCCUGCUGUCCACGCCAUGGACGUGGACCAGCCGUCCAAGCCUGACCCCCAGGACGUGAAGCGGCUGAGGAGAGGGCCCCUGGGGCCACCGCCCCUGCGGCCCCCGCCCCUGGCCCUGCAGGCCGAGCACGCCUUCGUCAGCACCGUUCUGGACGGCUGCUGUAACCGGGAGCAGAAGAGCUUUGCUCAGGCCUACAGGAAGUGGUUGGACACCGUGAUCGGUACGCAGUCUUAAGACCAGGACUCCAGGCUGGCCCUUUCUCAACACUUCAGUCGUCUUUACACGCAGAUUUAGGAUCAACUGUUUUGCCGAUUGAUAUCAGUAGCUCUUCAGAUGCUGUGAUUAUUUUGGGAAGUUUUUUUACUGACUCCGAGUGGAGAGGAUGGGACUGGACGUCCCUGCUCAGAACCCUCCGUGUUGUAGAAGUCUAACCUGAGCCGGUUCCCCCCCGGAGCAGAGAUCUGCUUGCUCAGCACCGUUCAGCACACAGUAUCUUUGCUAGUAGACUUUGUCAGAGUUCUCAAUGCUUUUGGUCAAACUGCAGUUGUUUUAAAUGAUUGAUAUUCAGCUGCGCCUCUGACUCUAUGAAAGUACGGUAGUCGACGCUUGAAGGGGAUCAAAACAUCAUCCAAGUUGUCCUGGGAUAACAGAUAUUCUGGCAGGACAAAUGCUUUCAAUUCACUUAAAGUCGACUACUGUGGUUCAAUGAUGUGAAACUAUCACAGGAGGGGGAGGGGCCUCAGGUGAGAGGGGGAGGGGCCUCAGGUAAGAAGGGAGGAGCCUCAGGUAAGAAGGGAGGAGCCUCAGGUGGAAGGAGGAGCCUCAGGUGGGAGGAGCCUCCGGUGAGAGGGGGAGGAGCCAAAUACACAAUCUAACAACUGCUAUAGCCCGUUUUAUUUAAAGAUUACAUAAGUAGGCAAAAAAAUGAAAUACUUGAUAUAAAGUAACAACUUUAAUAAACUGUUACAACUGUUAAUCUUUAUUUUUUUUCCUCAACCAUAAGUUUUUCCACAGUAAUGUAGCGGGUUUCCCCCGACACCACAGACAACUCGAUCCUACGUGCCUCUUAUGAACAUUUACUUUCCAUUCAGACAAGUACACGCCUGUGUGACUAUUAUACCAGAGCAGAGCUAGAAAGAAGGGAUGAAUGCACAGGUAGGCAGAGGAAAAGCCCUGCAGCCUCGGCCCCUUUUACAGGUGUUAGGAUUUGGCUGCACAUCCUGGUUCUUCCCAGCUCCUAAUUGGCCAAAUUCGGCAAAACCUGACACACACACACACGCGCGCGCACACGCGCACACACUAACAGACGCACUUGCAGCCCUGCUCACACAUUUUCAACUGAAAGCAGUUUUAGUUUAGGGUUUUGAUUGUAUAGAUCUGUUCUGAACGCUGAUCAUUAACGCAUCCCAACACCUUUCAGACUUAAUGAGGUGAGUAUCACAUUAUGCUUUUACAGAUAGCGUUUUUUCUUUAGUGAGGAGCUCAACAUACAAGCAAAGUCAUUAAUUUUAACAAGGCAGAUGGUAAAAUCUCUACUACAACCGCUCAGCUUCCAGAAGCCCAUAAGAGCAGACCCUGACGUCUGGAUAAAUUGGGUCUAGAAAAGUAGGAGGUGAAAAGGUGUGAAUAUCAGCUGGUCUUUCAUUUGCACCAUUGUGUCAUAUGGAGCUUUGAAAAUUCAGCUUUCACAUGGAAUAAAAUGGACACCUUUUGUGGAAAAGAAAAAAAGCAACGUGCACAACAUAGUGCACUAAAUGACUGUAUGUAGGAAAUGGGCUCUGGAUUAUUGUGGGUGGUUGCUGGGGACCGGCAGACGUAGCCCGCUGCAGGUACGAGUGUCGGGGUUAUACCCCUUUGUUGUUCAGGGAUGAGUGUGAGGACGGGACACCUGCAUGUCAUGCACGUGUUGCAUGACAUGCAGGUCCAAACAUGUCCAAACAUGUCCAAACAUGUCCAAACAAGCCUCUUCUAAUCUCCAGAGAUGAUGCCGUGCUUGAGCACAGGAUCACGCUCACAUUCGCCGAGCCAGCCAGAUGCAGGGCGUGGCUCAUGUUUGGGCUCUGAUCAUUAGUGGAACAUAUCAGAACCUGCCUGGGGGCGGGGCAUAUGUCCGGGGGGCGGGGCCAGUACUGGAGUUGAGGGGGGAUGAGAUGGCAUCCCCCCCUGAAAUAAAAACGGUCCAAAUCAUCCCCCCCUGAAAUAAAAACGGUCCAAAUCAUCCCCCCUGUAAAACUGUCAUCCCUCCUUUCCAUCCCUUAUGUCAUUUCAUCAAUGAAUGUGGUUUUACUGCUAUUUCAACAUUUAGAGUCAUCACCAGAAAAAUAACACCAGAAAAAUAACUUAUUUGACAACUUUCACCUGUUUCAAGUAA